Castor canadensis (American beaver) is the source of this 1056-nucleotide messenger RNA. RefSeq names its product inhibin subunit beta E (gene Inhbe). Lineage: Eukaryota; Metazoa; Chordata; Mammalia; Rodentia; Castoridae. Gene Ontology annotation, molecular function: hormone activity; cytokine activity; growth factor activity. The record is from RefSeq and is a predicted model, not a curated record. Gene Ontology annotation, cellular component: extracellular region.
AUGAAGCUCCCUGACAUAGAACUCCGGCUAGUGCUGCUGUGGGCACUGGUUUGGGCACAGGGUGCAGAAUCUGCAUGUUCCACCUGUGGGGGCCCAACAGUGGCACCCCAAGCAGAACGAGCUCUGGUCCUAGAGCUGGCCAAGCAGCAAAUCCUGAAGGGGCUGCACCUCACCAGCCGUCCCAAAAUAACUCAUCCUCCACCCCAGGCAGCACUGACCAGAGCCCUCCGGAGAUUACAACCAGGCAGUGUGGCUCCAGGGAACAGGGAAGAGGUCAUCAGCUUUGCUACCAUCACAGACUCCUCCACUUCAACCUGCAGCUCCAUGCUCACCUUCCACCUGUCCACUCUUCGGUCCCACCACCUGUAUCAAGCCCGCCUCUGGCUACACAUGCUCCCCACCCUUCCUGGCACUCUCUACCUGAGAAUCUUCCGCCGGGACCCAAGGAGGAGGGGCCGAGGGUCCCGCACCCUCCUAGCUGAGCACCAAGUGACUACCUCGGGCUGGCAUGCCCUGACUCUGCCCUCUAGUGGCUUGACGGGUGAAGAAUCCAGCAUCCUGAAACUCCAGUUGGACUGCAGACCUCUACAAGGCAACAGCACAGUUGCUGGACUACGGAGGCGGCUCCUGUACACAGCAGGACAGCAGCGACCCUUCCUGGAGCUUAAGAUUGGAGCCAAUAGGCCUGGAGUAGGCCGGAGCAGGAGGAGGACCCCCACCUGUGAGCCUGACAACCCCUUAUGUUGUAGGCGAGACCAUUAUGUAGACUUUCAGGACCUGGGAUGGCGGGACUGGAUCCUGCAGCCUGAGGGUUACCAGCUGAAUUACUGCAGUGGGCAGUGUCCUCCCCACCUGGCUGGCAGCCCAGGUAUUGCUGCCUCCUUCCAUUCUGCUGUCUUUAGCCUCCUCAAAGCCAACAAUCCUUGGCCCACAGGAACCUCCUGCUGUGUCCCCACUGCCCGAAGGCCUCUCUCACUUCUCUACCUCGACCAUAAUGGCAAUGUGGUCAAGACAGAUGUGCCAGAUAUGGUGGUAGAGGCCUGUGGCUGCAGCUAG